Molecule: messenger RNA, 1131 nt
Organism: Plenodomus lingam JN3
Lineage: Eukaryota; Fungi; Ascomycota; Dothideomycetes; Pleosporales; Leptosphaeriaceae
Source: RefSeq, a predicted model, not a curated record
AUGUACAUACUUGGUGCUGCCGUGCGAACGACCAAAUCCUUCUUCACGGGGUCUGGACUCUUCAUAUUCCUAGGCUGCGGCCACUCAACAUUCUCUGCAAGGCCUCUCAGGUUUUGCCCAAAUGCGCAAUCCAACAUAGUUGCUAAUACCAAAAGGCGCAAAAGAUCUCUCGAUGCAGCCAGCCGUUCGUCGAGUGCGACGACAAAGAUUGAUGAAGCGGGCGAGACAAUCAUACCAUCUGGGGACCAAGUCCGACUAGAGACUCAAGGAACGACAAAAACCUCGCAUAAGAUCAAAAAGCCACUCCCAAGAUCUUCGUCCCCUGCUAUAGACGACUUUAAGCCCUGCGCAGAUGGUCGAGCCCAUCCGUUCAACCGAAUAAGGCUUGAGCGGCUCUGUGCCAUCUGUGAGUACGACCGCGACCAGAGACUUCAGGCUCUUGAGAGCUCGACAGAUGAGAUCAGAUUUGAACCAGCGAGAUGGCGGUGGAAAUACCAGGGCACGAAGGGUCCGCGCGCUGGCAGAGGCGAUGAGUCUGGAGUGAGAAAGGAAGGAAAACGAGCGAGCGGGCUAUGGGGAAUGGGGACUGCAGUUGAGGGUGGUUCGUCCAGUCAUGACGAGGGAAUAGUCAUGUCACGUGCAAAUGCAGCUCGGGUCCGUCCGUCAUGGGAAGCUCGCAACUUCACCACCUCCAAACGCAUCUCCCACCCCACGUCCGCCGCCCAACCGCUGAAACCGACGCACCGGUCGUUUCUGACGAUCGAUUCAAUUGCCUAUCCCGAUUCUCUAUCCUGCGCACCACGCUCUGCUCCCGCAAUGCCUACUCCCGAGUCCGAGAUGUUCCUGGCGAAGAAGCCAAAGGUUGCGCCAACCUUUGAAGGCGUCGACUAUGACGACAACACCGCCUUGAAGGCUGCACAAGAUGCCAUUAUCCGCGAGCAAUGGGUCAAGAGCAUGAUGGCGCGGUUAGUGAGGGACGAGAUGGGCAAGUGCUACCGACGGGAAGGUGUCAACCAUCUGGAGAAAUGCGGGCAUUUGAGAGAACGAUACUUUGAGCUGCUUAAGGAUGCAAAGGUCAAGGGCUACCUUUUUGCGCAGCAGAACUACCUCGACGAUGCCUGGAAGAAAUAA